UUGUAAAUGUUAAAUUUCCCUCCAAAAACUAUUUUACUUUUUCUGAUUGGAUGCAGAAAAUGAGUUCUUUGCAGCUGGUACAGUGUAUUGAAACAGGUUAAUGAUAUGUAUAUUAUCCUACGGGUGUAGAUAAAAUUGAUACCGUAACCCUUUCAAAGUUUGAUAAGAUUGUACUUAUAAUGAUGUGUAACGUGACGAGAAAGAAUUUUUUUUUGUUAAGAUGACAUCGAUUUCAAAAAUUGAAAGAGAAACGCAUAGUUUUCAAAAAUUGAAUACAAUACUUGAUACAUUGGUAAUGGGUUUUGUAACAUUAGUUUAAAUUUUUUUGCGUAUAUUUAAGAAAAUGCUGAAUAAGUGAAAUACUUUUUAAAUAGGAUGACAUUAUUGAAUGAGAAGUGCAAAUCACCCCUCACCCCCCCCUUUUUUUUUGCAAUUAAUUGUAAGAAUGAAUCAACCCAUGGAUGUGAUAUGCUUUGACUCUGGUAAAAGGGCACAAAGCUGCUGACUUUGUAUUUUUUCACUUCUUUUGGAAAGGUUUGACCUAAUAAAAGUAAUUGCAUUUACAAUAAAAUCAGCUCGAUUAGAAACUUUUUUGACCUAAUGGGUCAAGUUAAUUUCUACUUUUAUUCAAUAUUUUUGUAUUAGUGAUUUCGGUUGACAAAUAAUUGUGCUAGUUCAAUUUAUUUUAACACAGAUUUACUACACUUCACUUAAUACAAUGAACUGUUGCUAAAAAAAGGGCACAUUUUAUGUCAUCAUGUAUAGGUCAGCUCUCUUCAAGUUUUGAAACUUUGGGGGUUCUUCAAUUAUAGGAUCAAUUACUACACCCGAUUCUCCAUUAUCGUUUUUGACCCUCUAAUGUUAUGAGGGUCACAAUUAAACUAUAUAAGUAAAGGUAAAAAUUUUAUCAGUACCGCACUUUGACUUCAUUUCACACCGAGUAUCUUUUAUUACGUGUUGAAUUGUAAAAAUGCAAUUUGCUGUUUUUCUCCUUUUCGGAAUUGUUGGACUGUCGGUCCAACAAUGUAAUAAUGUGAACCGUUGUUGUCGGGAAACCGCUCGCGGGUUUGAUUGCGCCGUGAAGAGGGAUCCAUGUUCCUGUAUUUCUCUGUGCGGGGUGGCAGACAACAAGAUUGUGGACAUUGGCCGCGCUACCCACAGAAUAUUUGCUUCAGAGAAAAUAAUUGUCCAUCAGCAGAGCUCCACAGUCUUUACAAGGAUGCCAUGUCAAGAACCGUCCAAUAGCAAUCGUGAGGCCGAUGAGGCGACAACCAGUAAGACCAGCGCCACCGGAGGGGAUGAUCGUAGUUCAUCUCCCUCCGAGGACCCCGUCCCCUCCGGUGAGCCUGUCUCCACCACCCUCCCCAUUCAGGAUACCAGUGAGCCCUCAGAGACUCAGAGGAGCGAGGCCCCAGCCACCAGCGAGGCCCCAGCCACCAGCGAGGCCUCAGCGACGAGCGUGGCGGCCACCGGGGGCCGCCACUUCCACACCGGCCUCCAGAGGACCCCCACACCCAGUAGUGGUACGCCCACCACCACCACCACCCCAGGGAGUUCCAGCCCACAGGAGGAGGCCGGUGUGGAGACCACCGGGGGCCGCCACCGCUACCCAGGCCGGGAGGAGGAGGCCACGACACCAGUAGAGGAGGGGGCGAGGUUUACAGGUAGAAUAGGUAAUUCUACCCACCCCUCCUCUACUGGUUCAACACCACCUGAUGUUUCGCCUAGUUCUACCACACUCAUAUUAGUCACAUCCAUUUCCAUUUCCAUCUGCCUUAUCAUCACCAUCAUAUUUAUUGUCAUUAGAAGAAAACGCCACACUACCAUCCAUAGAUUACCUUCACCAAUACCAUUUAUCCAGGAAUCCCCUAUCUAUACUCCACCUUCACCACCUUUAAGUAUUGACAUGUCAACGCCAUUACAUACACCCUCAUUGUUUUCAACCAGUACAUCAAGUUCAGAGAUAUCAUUAUUUGAUGUUUCAACGGUUCCUGCAGCAGCUUCUUCUAAACCAUAUUAUGAAGAACACUGUGAAAUGUCAACAUUUGGUAAUAUAAAUAGAAGGGUAACGAGAUCAAUGGUACAAAAGAAAAAAGAUUAAAUCAUUUUUUAUAACUCAGUUUUUUUUGGGAAGGGGGUGAUUUUUGGAAAAAUUUUUAAUAGACUUAUUUUUUUUCUGGGGAUGGUAGGGGUAUUUUUUAGGAAAUUUUGUUUACAGACUCAAAUUUUUUUUAUUUUGGAAAUUUUGGGGUAAUUUUUUAUCUAAAAGUAAAGAUAAGCUACUGCAGGAACUGUCGAAACAUCAAAAUACAGAAUGUUAACAUUUAUUCUAUGAAGUAUUUAAAAAGAUUUGAUAGUUUUGCUACAUUAUUUGAAUUAUUUUGUUAACUUAACAAUAAGUAUACAUUGAAUUAUUUUUUUUGUAAGCUUUACAAUAAGUAUAUAUGUAUGGCUGAGUUUAACAAUAAGUAUACAUUUGAAUUAUUUUGUAAACUUAACAAUGAGUAGAUUUGUAUGGUUGUGUUAUGUAAUUACACGCCACUUUUUGUUUUACUAAAAUUUAAAAAAUGUAUAUACUUAUACAUGGUGAUGUAUUUUUUUAAAAAAUAAAAUUAAGGAUGUGACUAAUUUGUAAAAACUAGGCGAAACAUCAGGUGUCAUUAUGUUAAAUUGAUUUUUUUAUGUUUUUUUAAUUUUGUUUUACAAAUUUUUACAUGUGCACAUUGAUGUGCCAAAUUGUUUUUUAAUUUUUACUUUAAAAAUAUGA
Molecule: messenger RNA, 2767 nt
Organism: Magallana angulata
Lineage: Eukaryota; Metazoa; Mollusca; Bivalvia; Ostreida; Ostreidae
Product: threonine-rich protein-like
Exons: 3
Coding region: 971-2101 (376 amino acids)
Source: RefSeq, a predicted model, not a curated record